AUGGCUUUAAAAAUCUUUUCUAGAACCAACACUAUGGGGUUAAGGGGUAAACGUCUUAGAGUAAUGUUCACUGUGGUGGCUACUCUUGGGUUCUCCUUAUUCGGUUACGAUCAAGGUUUAAUGUCUGGUCUUAUUACUGGUGAGCAAUUCAAUGCUGAAUUCCCUCCAACAGCAGGUAAGGAUCACUGGGCUUCUGUUAAUCAAGGUGCCGUUACCGCCUGUUACGAAAUUGGAUGUUUGUUUGGUGCUUUAUUUGUUUUAUUCUAUGGUGAUAAAACAGGUAGAAGAAUUUUAGUUGUUUGCGGUUCUUUGAUUAUUAUUAUUGGUACCGUCAUUUCUACUGCGGCAUUUGGUCCACAAUGGGGUUUAGGUCAGUUUGUUGUCGGAAGAGUGGUUACAGGUGUAGGUAAUGGUUUGAAUACCGCUACAAUUCCAGUUUGGCAAUCUGAAAUGUCUAAAGCCGAAAACAGAGGUCUUUUAGUCAACUUCGAAGGUUCUGUCAUUGCAGUGGGUACCUUUGUUGCUUACUGGAUCGAUUUCGGAUUAUCUUAUGUUGAUAGUUCUGUCCAAUGGAGAUUCCCAGUUGCUUUCCAAGCAUUAUUUGCAAUCUUCUUGUUAUUUGGAGCUAUUGAAAUGCCAGAAUCUCCAAGAUGGAUGUUCGCUCACGAUAUGAAAGCUGAAGGUAUGGAAGUUUUAGCUGCAAUGAAAGAUAUUUCUCCAGAUGAUGAUGAAAUCUACGCAGAAUAUACGUUCAUUACUGACUCGAUUAAGAGAUUCGAUAAUAACCAAGCCGGAUUCAAGGAAUUAUUCAAAGGUGGUAAAGAGCAAUACUUUGCUAGAAUGAUAAUUGGUUCAUCUGGUCAAUUUUUCCAACAAUUUACUGGUUGUAAUGCGGCAAUUUAUUAUUCUACCGUGUUAUUUGAAGAUACUAUUCAUUUAGAAAGAAGAUUGGCUUUGAUUUUAGGUGGUGUUUUUGCAACCGUCUAUGCCUUAUCCACAAUUCCUUCGUUCUUCUUGGUUGAUACACUUGGUAGAAGAAACUUAUUCUUAAUUGGUGCAAUUGGUCAAGCUAUCUCAUUUACAAUUACAUUUGCCUGUUUGAUUCCAGAAGAUGGAGAAAACACUCAAGAUGCCAAAGGUGCUGCUGUUGGUCUUUUCUUGUUUAUUGUCUUUUUCGGUUUUACUAUCUUACCAAUGCCUUGGAUUUAUCCACCAGAAAUCAAUCCAAUGAAGACAAGAACCGUAGCUUCAGCUGUUUCCACCUGUACUAACUGGUUAACUAAUUUCGGGGUUGUUAUGUUCACCCCAAUUUUCAUUGCACAAAGUACCUUUGGAUGUUAUUUAUUCUUUGCGCUUAUGAAUUAUACUUUCAUUCCAAUUAUUUUCUUCUUUUAUCCAGAAACUGCCGGUCGUUCCUUAGAAGAGAUUGAUAUCAUUUUCGCCAAAGCACAUGUUGACAAUAGAUUACCAUUCAGAGUUGCAGCUACUAUGCCACGUUUAUCUGUCAAAGAUAUUGAAGAAUACAAUGUUCAAUUAGGUCUUGAUGAUGACUUCGAUAAGGAACAGAAUGAAUUGCAAGAGAAUGCCUCCUCCAAUUCAGAAAAAUCACCUGAUGACACUCCAGAAGGUAUCUUAACUCCUAAUGCUUAA
Molecule: messenger RNA, 1650 nt
Organism: Debaryomyces hansenii CBS767
Lineage: Eukaryota; Fungi; Ascomycota; Pichiomycetes; Serinales; Debaryomycetaceae
Product: DEHA2B05060p
Exons: 1
Coding region: 1-1650 (549 amino acids)
Biological process (GO): carbohydrate transport; transmembrane transport
Cellular component (GO): membrane
Molecular function (GO): carbohydrate:proton symporter activity
Source: RefSeq, a predicted model, not a curated record